AUGAAGACUCUUACGAUUGUACUGUUGCUGCAAAUAGUCGCCGGUGCGAUAGAAUUCAAGCUCGGAUUCAGCGGCUUGCGCCUCAGCCCAGAUCAGAUGGCAAGCAACAUAAAGGUGAGCUCUGUGAAGCAAAGGGUCUACAAGAUGACUGUAACACUGAUCAAGCUCUCUAUCCUGAUGAUCUACUUGAAGAUCGGCGUGAGCAGGACGUUCGAGCGGCUCUGCAAGCUUACCAUGUGUCUCCUGGUGGCAUGGCAAAUCGUCGUUGUAAUCGUCGUCCCUGCGCAGUGUACACCGCUCGAAAAGCUCUGGGACUUCACUGGCACCGUAGAGGGCCAUUGCAUAAACGCAAACGCAUUUUAUCAUGGUCAGUGCUACAAUCUCACUUCGGCUUUUCACAUUCUCAUGGACAUUUGGAUCCUUGUCCUUCCCCUCAAACUCAUCAUCCGCAUACCCCGUCCGCCACGCGAAAAAAUCGCACUUUUCAUCAUCUUCGGCCUCGGCGUCAUAAGCACAAUCGCUUCAAUCGUCCGUCUGCAAUCUCUCCGCAUAUUCACAUUGUCCAACGACCCAUUCUACGACUCCCUACCAAUCAACACAUGGUCCAUGGUCGAAGUCAACAUCGGCAUAGUCUGCGCCUCCAUACCCUCGCUCAAGCCGCUCCUAUCCCGCGCCCAGAGACACUACAGUGAGCAAUUGUCGUAUAAGUGCUCUGAUAGGAAAUACGAAGAGAGCGACUGGGAGGACGCUGGCAAGCCGACUAUCUUGAAGACAGGCAAGGAUCUUAUGAUCAGCCUGCAUCCCUCAAAUACCCAAGUGGAACAUGAGGAAGUGCGAGUUAUUCGAUAG
Parastagonospora nodorum SN15 is the source of this 849-nucleotide messenger RNA. RefSeq lists its product as hypothetical. The record is from RefSeq and is a predicted model, not a curated record. Lineage: Eukaryota; Fungi; Ascomycota; Dothideomycetes; Pleosporales; Phaeosphaeriaceae. The transcript has 4 exons. The coding region runs from base 1 to 849 and encodes 282 amino acids.